ACAUCAUAGUUUAACCAGAAAGCCUGCGAUUCAAGCAGAACAGCAAUAUUCAAUAAGAUGUAAUAACAUGACUCAAACAGUUGUAUUCAUGUUCAAUCCAUGACGUGUCAAUAUUUCGUUACUAGGCUCCCUAUCGUCUUUAUCUAUCAUAGGAAAUUGGUUUCAUUACAAUGUAACAUGGAGCGACGUGCAAUCCUGAGCCUUUCCCAUCAAAACACACCUCUAGAAACGUCACAUGGUCAAGGCUCGAGUUUAGUUACACAGCAAGCAUAGAUAAGUGGAAUUAUGUCAGAAUAAGAGUUUUCUAAAAGGCGAGACACUCACCCAGUCCACUCACUGGCCACUACUUUGUCAAACGAUGACGUUGAAGGGAAAAUACGAACUUAAUGAUUAGUGAUGAAGUUGUAUAAUUAAGAGGAUUGGUUAAUAAAAAGUGCAUAUACUUUUAUGUAUAGAGCGUGUUUAUUUCGAAGGCUUGAUUCCUUAUUGUUGCUGGUUUCACAACGUCCAUCCCGAAUAGACUAUUCUGUACCUAAUGAAGUUAGAUGGGACAAGUGGAGGUGAAAAUUGAAAAGAGAAGAAAUUUAAGCAAUGACUUAUUUCAGUCAAGACAAAUUCAAAAGGACCACGUUGUGGCAAGUGUUUGGUUUUGGUUAUUUCUUCGGACUAAAGGAUUUUUUAAAAAUAUAAAUAAGUAGCGAUAUGGAGUAAAAGUCCGCCAUAUUCAUCACCACGCCCGAAGUUCAACUAUUGGAGGCCUACCUCCUCGACCCAAAAGUAAGUGUUUUCAGGAGUCAUGACUUUGGGCUCCGUAGGGGCUUGUUGCCUCAGUGAAGAAGGAAAAGAGGCUCGGCGGAUUAACGACGAGAUCGAAAAGCAGCUUCGCCGGGACAAGAAAGACUCGCGCCGCGAGUUUAAGCUGUUGCUUCUCGGGACGGGUGAGAGUGGGAAGAGCACCUUCAUCAAGCAGAUGAGGAUCAUCCAUGGGGCAGGUUACUCAGAGGAAGACAAGCGAGGUUUCACAAGACUGGUCUACCAGAACAUCUUCACUGCCAUGCAGACCAUGAUCCAUGCUAUGGAGACCCUACAGAUCACGUACAAAAGUGAAGACAACCAGGGCCAUGCAAAUAUUGUCAUUGAAGUGGACGUGGAAAAGGUAACAGUGUUUACAAAUCCAUACGUCGACGCCAUUAAGAGUCUAUGGAAUGACCCCGGUAUUCAGGAAUGCUACGAUCGGAAGAGGGAAUACCAGCUCUCAGACUCUGCCAAAUACUAUCUCAAUGCACUGGACCGCAUAGCUGAGUCAUCUUAUGUGCCGACCCAGCAGGAUGUGCUCCGGGUCAGGGUCCCCACCACAGGCAUCAUAGAGUACCCGUUUGACCUCCAGAGUGUGGUCUUCAGGAUGGUGGACGUGGGGGGCCAGAGGUCUGAGAGACGGAAAUGGAUCCACUGCUUUGAGAAUGUCACCUCCAUCAUGUUCCUGGUGGCCCUCAGUGAAUACGACCAGGUCCUGGUGGAAUCUGACAAUGAGAAUCGAAUGGAGGAAAGCAAGGCAUUAUUCAGGACAAUAAUAACCUACCCAUGGUUUAAAGAUUCCUCAAUAAUACUGUUCUUGAAUAAGAUUGACUUACUGCAGGAGAAGAUACUGUUUUCUCAUCUGGUGGAUUACUUCCCUGAAUAUGAUGGACCCCAGCGGGACCCACAAGCAGGAAAAGAAUUUAUCUUGAAGAUGUUUGUGGAUCUGAAUCCAGAUACCGAUAAAAUUAUCUACUCCCACUUCACCUGCGCCACCGACACUGAGAACAUUCGAUUUGUCUUUGCUGCCGUCAAGGACUUUAUCCUGCAGCUGAAUCUGCAGGAGUACAACCUGGUUUAAAGACUCCAGCCGACCGCAGUUACACCAUACAGACACUUUAAUGUAAUCUGCUCCAACAGCUGCAGCCAGAGACCAGGGCCAAUGGAGUCAUUGUACAGACUGACUACUUCAGUGUCUUUCACGUCGGUGAAACCCUUCUGUCUGCAAUGGGAAUUGAAGACUGCAGCUACAGAGAAUUUCCACGACUGCAUUAUUUCAAAUGGAUUCUCACGGCACGCCACUGCAUUUUUCUUUUACGGCAUGGCUGUGGAUCAUUCCUUCUUCAGCUAAAAAUCCCAAAGGUUCUGGACACGCGUGGGAUUUUUACGCAGAUUCUUUCAUGUAGCUGCUUCUCAGGCUUCCGCCACCCCCCUUGUUCCUCUAUUUAGGCUGAAACAGAAGCAAGUCAGGCAGUCUAAAUAGCAAUAUAAUUGUCUAUUUUUUGAUAGCCAUCGCAAUAUUGGCUAAAGGGGCCGACAGACCAGGCCAUACAAAACAAGCUUGGCCAGUGUCAAACUCUGGUUACCAGUGAUGAAGUGGCUGCCCAGAGGUUGUUGGGAGGUAGCCCAGCUGUUAAAUCAUAGAGCCAGUAACUGUAGGGUGGCUGAAUCAAAUCCAUGAGCCAACAACCUGAAGAAUCUGUCUUUCAGUGCUUGGUCAAGGCAGUUAAGCCUAGCAGGGUCACCGUCAAUAAUGUCUGAUCCUACUGCACUGACCCCACUAUAAGUGUGCCUCAAGGAGAGCGGGAUAUGCAAAUGCCAUAUUUGAAAUAGGUUAAAUCUAAACAACCACUUUUUGUUAAUAAACUCUGGCAAAUUUUAACGUGCUGUCUAUGAAAUCAUCUGGUACUUGCGAGAUCAUUGCAAACUGCAGGGGAUAGACAGACAGGCAGGCAGGGAAUAGACAGACAGACAGGCAGCCAGGGGAUAGACAGACAAACAGGCAGC
Molecule: messenger RNA, 2802 nt
Organism: Esox lucius (northern pike)
Lineage: Eukaryota; Metazoa; Chordata; Actinopteri; Esociformes; Esocidae
Product: guanine nucleotide-binding protein G(q) subunit alpha
Exons: 8
Coding region: 797-1876 (359 amino acids)
Biological process (GO): adenylate cyclase-modulating G protein-coupled receptor signaling pathway; action potential; phospholipase C-activating dopamine receptor signaling pathway
Cellular component (GO): heterotrimeric G-protein complex
Molecular function (GO): G protein-coupled receptor binding; guanyl nucleotide binding; G-protein beta/gamma-subunit complex binding
Source: RefSeq, a predicted model, not a curated record